Molecule: messenger RNA, 519 nt
Organism: Entamoeba dispar SAW760
Lineage: Eukaryota; Evosea; Mastigamoebida; Endamoebidae
Exons: 1
Coding region: 1-519 (172 amino acids)
Source: RefSeq, a predicted model, not a curated record
AUGAUUUUAUUAUUUUUUGUGUUAACCAUAUUGAUUAGUAUAGUACAUGGCCAAUAUCCUACUACUACACCUCAACAACAACCCAAUCAACAAACGAGUUCCCAACAACCUAAUCAACAAAUAAAUACACAACAAAUUAUCCCACCACAAAUUAAUGCAACAACAUUUGAUAAUAAGGCAUUUCAAAAACAAGUAAAAGCAGAUUUUGAAGAGGCUCAGAGACAAAGAGUUGUACAAUCAAAUGAACAGAAAAAAGUUGAUCAUUUAACACUAAGUCAAAUUGAAGCACAAAGAAAACAAGUAUUUGAAAACUAUAAUAAAAUGAAAUUAGAAGAAAAAAGAUUAAAAUUAGCUAUUCAUGGAAAACUUCCAGGGCAAAAAGCUGAUUUAAUUUCUGAUCCUUUAUGGAAACGCAUUGGUCUUCCUGAUCCAAGUAUUAAUACAACAAAUCCAAAUAUGACAAAUGGGACAAACCUAACUUAUCCAAACCAACCUUUGUUUACACAAAAUAAAAAAUAA